CACUGCCUAGGGCUGGGUUUUGUCCUUCUAGUACAGAGAGCUGUUAGGUGGUGAUCUGUGGGACUUGGAUGUUGGUAAAAGUUUUGGACCUGGAUAUCGGUGAAGUUUUGGACUCGGAUGCUGGUGACUUGUUGUACUUGACAGAUUGGUCUUGGUACGAGCAUUUAUAUCAACAAAGAUGAGGAAGUGGGAAAUGGCUCAAGGCAACAUCCUACAGUACAACACCUUUGACGAAGAGGCUUUAACAGAGCACUAUGAAAUCCUAAAGACCCUUGGUCGGGGAGCAUUUGGAGAAGUAAAAUUGGCUAGCCAUCUACUCACCCAGACAAAGGUAGCAGUAAAAGUUCUUCCAAAAAGCUCAAAGAACAUCUUCAUCAAAUCAGAAAUUGAAAUAAUGAAAUCUCUAGACCAUCCCAAUAUCAUUAAACUUCUUCACAUAAUCGACACCACAAAUAACAUUUACCUGGUUAUGGAACAUGCCAUAGGCGGAGAGCUGAUGGCCAGGAUUGUGGAGUUUGGCUACCUACCUGAGGACGAGUCCCGUAAGGUAUUUAAACAGAUGGUGUGUGCCCUUCAGUAUUGUCACAGGAAAGGGAUUGCUCACAGGGAUCUAAAGCCUGAAAAUAUUUUAGUGGACGGCAAAGGAAAUAUAAAACUCAGUGAUUUUGGGCUGGGCACCAAGCUUCCCAUGGGGCAGAAGCUAGCAUAUUUCUGUGGGACCCUUCCUUAUUGCGCCCCAGAACUCUUUGAAGGUGGAGGCUACGAUGGCCGAGCAAUCGACAUCUGGAGUUUGGGAGUUGUACUCUACUUUAUGUCUACAGGGUGCCUCCCUUUCAAGGGAACUACCUUUGGAAUGCUAAAGGACAAAAUCUUGGCAGGAAAGUACCCCGUUAAUUUCAAGCUGUCGCCAGAGCUUUGGGAUGUUAUUGCUAAGUUGUUAACCGUAAAUCCUGGAGAAAGACCAAGAAUAGGUGACGUUGUGGGCUUUCAAUGGCUGAAGCAUGGCAAUGAAGGUUCUCCCAAUCCCUUUAGAGAGAACAAUGAGGACAGCUACCCAGACCCCACUGUGAUGGUCAUCAUGGGCGUCAUGGGUUAUAAGCAAGGAGAGAUAAUGGAAGCUUUACGGGAGAAGAAGUUUGAUCAAGUGAUGGCCACCUACUUGAUUCUUAGGCAGCAAUCACCCUGGGAAGACAUUAUAAAAGAUCUUCAGCCCAAGCAGUCUGCUGGAACCUUGAACCUUAUAGGCCUUCCCACAAUACCUAAAGUGACUAUCAAGAGGGGAUCUAGUGUCCCUAUCCUUCCCACUUCUUCCAUUUUGCCCACUCUACCUGAGAGUCCCGAGAAUGACAAAAAGGGGAAAACGAGGUACAGUAUGCCUCCCACCGUGAACUGCCCUGACAAGAAAACAGCCCCAGUUCACAGAAUUUGCCCCCAGCGUGUACUUGAGGCUAAUUUCAUGAACAGCGCCUGGGGGGAUUCAGAGAGCACUAUUAACACCUCCGAUGAAAUAUGUACCACAGUGUCUUCAGCACUGGAAACUUAUUCCAGCAAGUUAUCCUGGAAUGUGUCCAAAGCUGGCCCUAACAAAUCAAAGAGCAAGGCGUCCUCACAGGAUGUUUUAUCUCAUCACACCCCAAUGGAGGAAGUUCAGUUCCAAGACGUCAACACACCAGGUGAAAUUAUUGGCUCAUCUCUCCCACAAACCUCACCUCAGGAGGACCUCAGAGGACAGCCCCACAGCAUGUCUACUGCUGGUCGGAGAGGUGAAAGGACCAGCUCAUCUCUCCUACAAACUGCACCUCAGGAGGACCUCAGAGGACAGCCCCACAGUGUGGCUACAGCUGUUUCAAAGAACAUGACCUCACAGGAUAGAUCACCCCCAUUCUCCAGCAAGGAGGCCCAGGAUGAGGGUCCGAUUGUACAAGAAAAAGACCUCAGCCCAUCCUCCCCAGAAACAUCCCAGGGACACCUCAGUGGCCGGUGCCAGACUGCACCCAGAGCCCCCUUUAGAAAGCGGAUUUGGAAGAGCCUACGGAGAAGGAUUAUAAAAGGCCUGAGAAGUUUAUGCUGCUGCAUACCAACAGAAAAGAGGGAGCGCCUAGGCUGCAACAAAAUCCUGCCUGUGACCUUAGAGGACCAUGGAGGGAGCCAAGGUAACAGGUGUACCUGUGAGCCAUUAGAAGAGACAUCAGCACCAGAAGCAGAGGAGGACCCCAGAGGGCCUGACCAGUUUGUAUGUGUUCACGAUGAAUAUUGCUGACCAGGUUGGAGCCAGACACAGAGGAGGAACGAGUUUGCAGGGAGUGUCCAUCUUGUGCUCAUUUGGGAAGGUAGAGUGUGUGGGAACAGGAGCCACGUGAAGCCAGCACAUGCCAUGGUGCACAUUUUGCCCCAGGGCAUCCGGUCCUGUGCAAGGGAAGGCCCACCAGCUGUGCUUUGAGUGGAAGCAAGGUGAAGUCUGGAGUGUUUGACAGUUGGAUUCAGAGAUGGAGCUGGUUCCAAGUGUGAUCGUGGAUAGAAUCUGUUGAUGGAAAAACAAUGGCAACCCCCGGCCUGACAGUGUCUCCUUGAUAAAAGAGG
Messenger RNA from Peromyscus eremicus (cactus mouse), 2580 nucleotides. Its product is annotated as sperm motility kinase X-like. The transcript has 5 exons. The record is from RefSeq and is a predicted model, not a curated record. Gene Ontology annotation, molecular function: protein serine/threonine kinase activity; tau-protein kinase activity; ATP binding. Gene Ontology annotation, cellular component: cytoplasm. Gene Ontology annotation, biological process: intracellular signal transduction; microtubule cytoskeleton organization; protein phosphorylation. Bases 179 to 2260 code for a protein of 693 amino acids. Lineage: Eukaryota; Metazoa; Chordata; Mammalia; Rodentia; Cricetidae.